This is a messenger RNA of Cooperia oncophora, 492 nucleotides long. Lineage: Eukaryota; Metazoa; Nematoda; Chromadorea; Rhabditida; Trichostrongylidae. The record is from the annotation of a GenBank genome assembly.
AUGACGCAGGUCAUCUGCCACGAUCUUAAUGAGGUCUGGGACGACAUCAGCGAAUUCCUGGAUCAAGAAAAUUUUCGGAUUGGCGAGGUCAGCCGAUUGGCAUUCUCGCCACUUGAAACACCAACGGUCGGUAUGCUCACUCGAGCGCCGCGAGUUCACGAUCAGCUCGUUCGUGAGCCACCGAUCACGUUGGCCAUGCCACCACCGGCGCUACCUGGCGCCACAUUCGCCCCAGCAGCAGCGCCAAAUCUACAACCGACUACAUCCACUGUUAUUCCCAGCUAUUAUUCUGCUCCACCACAGCCAACGGUGGCUCCGGCACAGGUACAACACCCACAGCCACCACCACUUCCCAUUAAGGAAGAAUCACCACCAUCUAGUCCCGAGAUACCGUAUCCGUACAUUGACGCCAGUUAUUCACGAAGUCCACUCGCCAACAGCUUGCCUGAUUUGAAUUUACCGAAUCAACGAAAUCGGAAAACCAGCAGGUGA